UUUAAGGAGUUGGGUUGCUUUUCAUACGGUUACCCUCAGCCCUGAGCGCUGGUUCCGCACUGUGACCUCUCGCAGCAAGCUUUGCGUGGCGACUGCACGAUGGCAGGGUGGGCAAUGAUCUCAGCCAUUGCCCUCAGCCAGGCUUUGAUAGUGCAUCCUCAAACUCAUCUUAAUGUUCAAGAUUUUAGCUACAGUGACUGCCGAACCUCGGGUGUUUUCCACAUCAGCCUGGGGGAUGGUUACAAACUGAACCUGGAACAAGCAAGGAGAGCUUGCCAACUCUUCGACACAGUGCUGGCGACAAAGGCCCAGGUAGAACAAGCAUAUUUGCAGGGAUUUGAAAAGUGCAGGUACGGCUGGGUGGAAGAUGGAUUUGUUGUUAUUCCGAGAAUCACCCCAAGGGAACUGUGCGGACAGAAUAGAACGGGCGUAGUGAUAUGGCCUCAAGACCAAACCUUCAAGUUCGACGCUUACUGCUUCCGAGAGAACGAUUCCAAGAGGGUGAAUGCCUGUGAGCCGUUAGAAAUUCUGCCCACGGCCUCUGUGACAGUGUUGACAUCGGUGGAUACGGAUACGAGGACAGUCCCUGCGUUCAGCUCUGAAACAAUGACCCACUCGGACCCCAGGGUGGCCACCCUGCCUCAGGACUCGAGGACCUCUAUGCUCACCCUGAGUCAAGUGCCGAUGUCAACACAAGUUAAUGAGACAACAGACCCAAAGAGGGACAGAACAUUACUGGGCAAUAGGAUUAUCUACUGCGUGCUGGUCGUGGUGCUCGUUCUCCUUCUGGCCCUCGUGAUUAUCCUGAUUUGCUUCCUGAAAAAACGCAGGAGUUACUCCUACUCGAGCACUAGGCAGCCAAAGGAGAACAUUGAAACAGAAGUGUGGAACCUGAAUGUGAAUGGCACCAGCUCGUCAUGAGGUCCCACGGAGAAGGAAGCAAAGCCUGAGGUCACAGCUUCCAACUCAACCAAGGAGCCACCGCAGCCAGCCAACCAAUGUCCAGGAUCCAAUGUGGGGUUAGAGUCAGCAGACAUGGUCGUACCAAGAACUACACUGAAUGCCGACUACUCGGACAGGGCGUUCUGGAGUCACACAAGCCUCCUCAUAUCCUCCCUUACCACCUUGCAGAUUACUACUUCUUCUUCUGAUAGCCAUCGCCCCCACCCCACCGCAGUCUUCUCUCCUGGCCCAGUCCUUCAUGUUGUCUGCAGGUGUAGCCCAUCUUCCAACAUCUAGACAGAGAUCCUCCCUCUCCCAGGAAUGAUGUCUCUGGGGCUUCUGUUGGCAUUUCUGCAGCUCUGGGUUUUUACGGGAUGUGGCCGCUAGCCCCGUGGCCGAACCCUCCUCCUCACACAGCCGGGAUCGGGACUGUCCUCGGUGCAGUUUACAGAUCGCCUGAACCUUGUGAAUUGUCUUAUUGUCCAGGUUCUGUUAGUGCACACAGAAUCCAAUGUGUUCAUUACUUAAGACCCCAAUGAACUGUCAGUUAACAAACGGCACUGUCUCUUUCAAAGGUUUUGUGGACGGGGAUGGUGUUGGGGGAUAAAGAUGCUUCAUCAAACAGCACAAUGUCUAUUGCUUUAACCCAUCAGCAGAACAUCAGAGGGUGGUGCUGGGUCACCAUGCACCGUGUGGGGUGAUGUGUGUGUGUGUGUGUGUGAGUGUAACUGUGUGUUAGUCCGUGUGUGUGUGUGUGAUGUGUGUGACUGUGUGUAUGUGUGUGUGGUGUGUGAGUGUAACUGUGUGUUAGUCCGUGUGUGUGUGUGUGAUGUGUGUGACUGUGUGUGGUGUGUGUGUGUGUGUGUGUGUUGUGUGUGUGUGUGUGUGUCUACGUGUGAGUGUGACUGUGUGUUAGUCCGUGUGUGUGUAUGUGUGGACGGGAAUAGAAGGAGAGGGUUUGAGGGAAGUGAAGGGAAGAAUGAGGGAGGCAGGAAUCUGAAUGAGAGUGAAUCAGAAGAGGGGAGAGAGUGCGGAGUGCGUCAGAAAGUAAAAAAGACUGAGGAGGAAAUAGGAGAGGGGAGAAAUGUGGUAAGGAGGGAGGGAAGAGUGAACGACUGGGGAGGGAAAAGGAAGUGUGUGAAGGGAGUGAGGGUGUGAGCGGGAUUGGAGGGUAAAAGUGGGAGAAGAUGGUGGCUGCAGACAGCGAGAGUGAGGGGGCAGUAAGAAGGGGAGAGGAAGUAGGGCAAAGUGAGCAGGGUAGGAAGGUGAGGGCUGGCUGAGGGAGGACGACCUCCUUCUCCAUUGUACGUCCAAUUCCUGUGUUCAAAAAGAUCGCCUCUGCCUGGAACUUUAUGCACAGUAUUACAAGGGAUGAUACAGACCCAUUCAGAGCACUUGGGCCAUUAGAACAAAAUGGGUCAUAGAACAGGACAGGACAGCACAGGUAGGCAAUGUGGCCUAUAAUAUUGUGCCAAAUAUGAUGCCAAUUUAUACGAGAGUAAUACACACACAAAAUGCUGGAGGAAUGUUUUGACUGUUUUCAUUUCAACCUGGCUUCACCUAUCACCUUCUAGCAUGUCCCCUUUCCCCUCCCCCUCCUCCUCCUCCUCCUACCUUUCUAUUUGGGCUUCUUCCCCCGUCCUUUCCAGACCUGAAGAAGGGUCUUGACCCAAAACAUCGACUGUUUAUUCAUUUCCAUAGAUGCUGCCUGACCUGCUGAGUUCCUCUAGCAUUUUGUGAGUUGCUCUGGAUUUCCAGCAUCUGCAGAAUUUCUUGUGCCAAUUCAUACCAAAUAUCCUUCUUCUGUGUACCAUCCCUAUCUCUCCAUUCCCUUCAGACGUGUGUCUGUCUAAAGGCCUCUUAAACUCCACCACAUUCCUGCAUCCACAACUACCCCCGGUAACCCUUUCCAGGCAUCGGCCCUGUCUGUAUAAAAAAAACUUGCCCCUCACGACACCUUUAAGCAUCCCUCCUCUGUCCUGAGAAGCAUAUUCUCUGCUGUUUGACGUUUCCACCCUGGGGAGCAGAUCCUAACUGUCUAGCCUGUCUAUAUUUUGAUCCCAUUUGAGCCCUCUAAGCCUCACCAGUACGACCCUCUGUUUCAUACCCCCUGUUGUGUGUGUGACUGGACUCCCAUCUUCCCCCAUUCACCCCAGCCCCUCCCUGUGGGAGGAAAUCCCACUGUCUCACUAUUCUUUGGGUAAAUCCUCUCAAUUCCUCCAUGGAUUUCUUGGUGAUGGCCUCUCAUUCUGCUUUUCUGCAGAACUUGAAAUGGUCUCGCCACAUCCACGCUCUCGAAACCUCUCAAAAUUUCAGGCACCUCGAGCAGGUUAUAGUUUGGACUAAUGCGCCCUAAGUCACUUACAUCCAUUUCCUGUCAAAACAGGGAAUUCGCUCCUUCACAAUGAACCAGAUGGGCCUUUUUCUCCAUGCUGUAUGACCCUUUGACUGUUUAUUCCAGCUUAAGCUUCUCAAGAAAGUUUGUGGCUAGUUUGUAUUAGAGUUUUUGUUAUGAACCAGAUGGGCCUUUUUCUCCAUGCUGUAUGACUCUUUGACUGUUUAUUCCGGUUUAAGCUUCUCAAGAAAGUUUGUGGCUAGUUUGUAUUAGAGUUCUUGUUAUGGAUUUGGAAUCUGAAAUUGAUUUUACGUGGGAUCCAGAUGUGUCAUGGUCAUAUUGCAGUUAGUUUAAUGCUGUUACAAUUGGGGUAGCCAUGUUCACAGUUCAAUUCUGACAUCCUCGAUAAGAAAGUUUGUGGGUCCUUCCUGUGUGCAUGUGGGUUUCCUCCCACAGUCCAAAGACAUGCUAAUUAGUAGGUGAAUUGGUCAUUGUAAAUUGUCCAGUGAUUAGCCUAGGGUUAAAUUGGGGGUUACUGAUUGACUCAAAGGACUGGAGGGGCCUGUUCGGCUCUGUAUCUCAACAAAUAAGCAAAUCAAAUGACACAUUUUUAAUCUGCUGUAGAAGACCAAGAUGAUUUUAAUAAAUAAGAUGCUCUUUAAGUCCACAUAUGACGAGAAAGAUUGCAAAACUGUGUUCUCCUGAAACUAACCCUCAGUUUUUGUAAAAUAUGUACACGUCUUUGUUUCCUUUCCAAAGGUAAUUGGUUUAAUGUUCUGAAUGCACUGUGUAACUUAGCAAGAGUUUAAAAUGUAAUGAAAUGUAAUAUUCAGUGUUGUUUGAGCAAGAGCCCUUAUAAGGACAAAAUUAUCUUAAAUGUCUCUUUACCAAACACUUAUUUUCAGAUCUAAGACUAUAUUAAUAAAAACUAACUAUAAUCUAUGCAUUGACUUACAGUUAUUUGGUAAAUACUCGGUGUAGAACAACACACACAAUGCUGGAGGAACUCAGUAGGUCAGGC
Molecule: messenger RNA, 4298 nt
Organism: Mobula hypostoma (lesser devil ray)
Lineage: Eukaryota; Metazoa; Chordata; Chondrichthyes; Myliobatiformes; Myliobatidae
Product: lymphatic vessel endothelial hyaluronic acid receptor 1-like
Exons: 6
Coding region: 100-921 (273 amino acids)
Biological process (GO): cell adhesion
Cellular component (GO): plasma membrane
Molecular function (GO): hyaluronic acid binding; transmembrane signaling receptor activity
Source: RefSeq, a predicted model, not a curated record